GUUUUUAAUGGGAAACAAGUGUUUGAAACAUCAUGAAAAUGAAAUAAAGUGCAGAAAUACUUUUGUUGAUGAGUUUUAUGCAUUUAAGUAAUUAAAUGACCAGAACACAAGAGCAAUACUCAAUUCAGCUAGUAUAAAAGACUAUUAAUUACUUAAAGUGUUAGGUAGAGGUGGGUUUGGAAAAGUGAUGUUAGUUUAACAGAAAAAGAAUAGUAAAUAAAUAUUUAUAAUGUAAUAGAUAAACUAUAUGCAAUGAAAAUAAUAAAUAAGAGAAAUUUAACAUCUGAAUGGAUGAGAAGAAGUGCAAAAAUAGAAAGGUAAUUGUUGGAGAUUUUAGACAGUCCAUUCAUUGUUAAAUUAAUAGAGGCAUUUUAAACAUAAUAGAAAUUAUAUUUGGUUGUAGAAUAUAUGAGUGGAGGAGAACUAUUUUAAUAUUUGAAACAUUAUGGUAAUUUUUCAGAGGAUGUAGCAAAGUUCUAUGCUGCUUAGAUUUUAUUAUCUUUAGAAUAUUUACAUUCUAAUGGUAUAGUAUAUAGAGAUCUUAAACCAUAAAAUAUUUUAUUAGAGAAAGGCUAUAUCAAACUUACAGACUUUGGAUUAUCAACUAGAAAUGAAGGACUUUAAUUCUCAAAAUGUGGAACUAUUGAUUAUUUAGCACCUGAAGUAUUAGGUAAUUAGGGUUAUACUAAUAAAUGUGAUAUUUGGAGUUUUGGCGUUGUACUUUAUCAAAUGUUGAUCGGAUGUGAUACUGAUUAAAUUGAAUUUGAAAAUGCUGUUAUUUCUAAUUAAGCAAAAGAUUUAUUAUCACAUUUACUUGAUGUCAAUGUUGAUACCAGAUUUAAUCUUUUAUAGGCUAAAUAACAUUACUUUUUUCAUGAUAUUGAUUUUGAAGAAUUGUCUAAAAAGAACAUUACACCUUAAUCUAUGUUUUUGGAGCAUAGUGUAUCAAAAUUCAUUAAUCUCAUAGAAAUUCAAGUUCUUUUCUAAGAGUUGUUUAGAAUAAUCAGCUAUUGACACUGAAGAAUCUGAAUGCGCUAGUCAACUUAGUUAAUUUACAUAUAAUCAUUAUAAAUCCAAAAUUUCAAGAGCUGAUACAUUAUGUAGUUCAUAUGGUGUGCCUAAGUCUUUUUGAAACAGAAUAUGUGCCAUUAAUAAUG
Messenger RNA from Paramecium sonneborni, 1157 nucleotides. The record is from the annotation of a GenBank genome assembly. NCBI's taxonomy places the organism in Eukaryota, Ciliophora, Oligohymenophorea, Peniculida, Parameciidae.